Molecule: messenger RNA, 1228 nt
Organism: Vigna unguiculata (cowpea)
Lineage: Eukaryota; Viridiplantae; Streptophyta; Magnoliopsida; Fabales; Fabaceae
Product: Chaperone DnaJ-domain superfamily protein
Biological process (GO): protein refolding
Cellular component (GO): cytoplasm
Source: RefSeq, a predicted model, not a curated record
AAGAAGUUUGGGACAUUGAGUGAUAAGAGAGAGAUGUUGGUGUUUGAAGAGGUUGAUGGAGAAUCCUAUGAAUGAGUCGAAGCAAUGAGAGAACAAAGCUUUGGAGAUAAGAUGCAUGGAAUAACAGCAACUCUCUCUCUCACUGCAAACACUUUUCUUUGUUGUUCCCACAACACUCACCUUUCUCUCAGAUCUCUUCAACCAAAUUGUUGCAUACCCACUUCUAAACUUAGCUAUUCAAGUCGUUUUCACCAUUUACAGUGGAAGCAGCAGAGAAAAGAAAGAUGGGGCAAUAGAAUGAUGGUGGUGAGAGCAAGGCGUGGCGAGUCGCCGUACGAAGUUUUGGGUGUGUCUCCAUCCGCAACUGUCGGCGAAAUCAAAAGGGCGUAUCGGAAACUUGCUCUUAAGUAUCAUCCUGAUGUCAAUAAAGAGGAAAAGGCACAGGAGAAAUUUAUGAGGAUAAAACAUGCAUACAAUACAUUGCUAAAUUCCAGUUCCCGCAAAAGAUAUGAUUCUGGAAGUCAAGGUUAUGAUUUUUCUCAAGGAAGCCAAAGUAGGAGUGCACAACCUGAAGAAGAAUUUUAUGGACUAGGUAAUUUUUUGAGGGAUGUUCAAAUAACAAUAGAGGACUUCUUUAAGGAUCUUCAAGAAGAAUUCAGGAAUUGGGAAGCAAACGCUGCUUCAGAAGGAAAACCAAAGAGUCUGUGGGAGGAAUUGGCGGAAAUAGGAGAAGAAUUUGUGGAGUUCCUUGAGAAAGAACUCAAUAUUACAGAUCAGAAUGAUGAUUACGAGACACCUCAGGGAGAAAAUGCAUCCAAAUUUUCUGGGAGAGAGACGCCAAGCGGUAGUAGUAGUCCAGGUGAAGCUAGCAAAGGCAACAGAAGUGUUGAGGAUAACCUUGAGGAAAUAGAAGCCACUCUGGCUCAGUUGAAAAAAGAAUUAGGCUUGUAGCAUAAAAGGAUUAGGUUCUUCCAUUUUUGGUUUAAGGUGAAUUGAGGUGAAUUAUUCUCUCUCUCUCUCUCUCUCUCUCUCUCUCUCUCUCUAGUUUCAUUUAUUUGGGUGGUUAGAGGAAUUACACUAAAAGCUAAAUCAUGGAUGUAUUGGGUUUGUAAAGGGAUUAUUCAAUUCAUAACUAAAAUAUCUAUACAAACUAUUUGGAUUUUUAGGAACAAUAACAUCUACAAAAGGAGAGAAAAAUGAAGACUUAGUGUGUCCUGGAUUUUCACGA